Molecule: messenger RNA, 1166 nt
Organism: Eufriesea mexicana
Lineage: Eukaryota; Metazoa; Arthropoda; Insecta; Hymenoptera; Apidae
Gene: Rab10
Product: RAS oncogene family member Rab10
Exons: 6
Coding region: 438-1040 (200 amino acids)
Molecular function (GO): GTP binding; GTPase activity
Source: RefSeq, a predicted model, not a curated record
UGCAAUGUUUAACGAUAUAAAAUGGUGGUGACCUCCCGUGGUAGAUGCAAUAUUCGCAAUUGAACCCGGCAGAGUUUUGCUAUUACCACUAAUUACAAUGAAGAAACGGUUGUAAUAGUAUUUGUUGCUUGGUUGAUGUUAGGACUCGUUCAGUCUUAUGGUCGAACUUAAAGUACAAAGUUACCCCGAUGCUUCUGCGUGCUACUCUGUUGUGUGACGUCGCAUUGUCUUUUAAUAGUCAGCCCCUGUGACCGGUUUUUCCGUCGUUAACAAGGCACCGUUGUACGUCGAGACGCGCCCUCGUCCGACCUUGAAACCUAUAAUCGUUCAUAGCGUUCGAUGUUCCAAACAUCGUCUGGAAAACUAUUAAUUGUGCUCUACAGGUUCGAAUCCUUUUUGUUUUCUUCGGCGCCUCGUUAACGCAGAACAACAGUGAAAUGGCGAAAAAGACAUACGAUCUGUUGUUCAAGUUACUGUUAAUCGGUGAUUCCGGAGUUGGUAAAACUUGUAUACUGUUUAGAUUUUCAGACGAUGCUUUCUCAACGACGUUUAUUUCUACCAUAGGUAUCGAUUUUAAAAUCAAGACAGUGGAAUUAAGAGGAAAAAAAAUCAAGUUACAGAUAUGGGAUACAGCUGGUCAAGAAAGAUUUCAUACCAUUACCACAUCUUACUAUAGAGGUGCAAUGGGUAUUAUGCUUGUUUAUGAUAUUACUAAUGAAAAGACAUUUGAAAACAUUGUCAAAUGGUUGAGAAAUAUUGAUGAACAUGCAAAUGAGGAUGUGGAGAAGAUGAUAUUAGGAAAUAAAAGUGAUAUGGAAGAUAAACGUGUUGUUAGCACAGAAAGAGGGGAAGCGAUAGCAAGAGAGCAUGGAAUCAGAUUUAUGGAAACAUCUGCAAAAGCAAACAUUAAUAUUGAUCGUGCAUUUAGUGAAUUAGCUGAAGCAAUAUUGGAAAAAACUCAUGGAAAAGAACCACAAGAUGCUCCUGAUAGAGUAACAGUUGAUCGAAAAGUGGAAAGAAAUUCUAAUCGGUGCUGCUAAUCUUACAUUAUUUAUUUUAAUGGCGCAUAAUAUAUUAUAUAUCAGCUCGUGCCACUCGAAAUAGAUUUGUGGAUAGAUUUAGAGCAUAAUUUAAAGCAUAAUAGUAUAAUUAAACUCUUCACAACA